Molecule: messenger RNA, 943 nt
Organism: Galeopterus variegatus (Sunda flying lemur)
Lineage: Eukaryota; Metazoa; Chordata; Mammalia; Dermoptera; Cynocephalidae
Gene: ATP5MC1
Product: ATP synthase, H+ transporting, mitochondrial Fo complex, subunit C1 (subunit 9)
Exons: 4
Coding region: 390-839 (149 amino acids)
Biological process (GO): proton motive force-driven ATP synthesis; proton transmembrane transport
Molecular function (GO): proton transmembrane transporter activity
Source: RefSeq, a predicted model, not a curated record
UUAUCAAUUAAUGUUCAUUACCGACGGUAAUGAGCGAUGAACAGCCCCGGCUGGGGCGGGUCGAGGACAGCUGUGUAAGAUGGGCAGGACCCUGCACGUCACCCGCCCUGUAUCUGCCUCCAGUCUUCCCGGGAGACCGUCCCCUUUCGCAACAUUUCCUUCAGGGCCUUCGGUCUCCUUCCUUUAAUUCCGAUCUUCGUGACUUUCCGGUGCAGACCUGCCGCGCUAAAAGUGGAGGACUCAGGAGUUAGCGCUGUCCCUCUGACCUCUAAUGCCCUCCUCAGCCGGGUCACGGUGCAAGAAAGAGCGUGGUCCAGGGAGGACGGACGGGGUCAAGGGGAUAACCAAAGGUCAAAGGUCGCCACUACUAGCAAGUAACCAGGCUCUCAAUGGAAUUAUUACUCUUUAUCCCUCUGCAGACUGAAAAAAUGCAGACCACUGGGACAUUACUCAUUUCUCCGGCUCUGAUCCGCUCUUGUACCAGGGGUCUAAUCAGACCUAUGUCUGCCUCCUUCCUAAGUAGACCAGUGAACUCAUCUACACAGCCUUCCUACAGCAGAUCCCCACUCCAGGUGGCCAGACGGGAGUUCCAGACCAGUGUUGUCACCCGGGACAUUGACACAGCGGCCAAGUUUAUUGGUGCUGGAGCCGCCACAGUUGGUGUGGCUGGUUCAGGUGCCGGCAUUGGAACAGUGUUUGGCAGCUUGAUCAUUGGCUAUGCCAGGAACCCGUCUCUCAAGCAGCAACUCUUCUCCUAUGCCAUUCUGGGCUUUGCCCUUUCUGAGGCCAUGGGGCUCUUCUGUUUGAUGGUCGCCUUCCUCAUCCUCUUCGCCAUGUGAGGCUCCGUGGGGGUCACCUACCUGUCCCUGCUGGUUCAACUCCAUGCCAUUCCUGGUGCUGGAGUGUGCUAAGUUUUACCAUUAAACACGUUUCUCUAAAUCCA